AUGGUCACUAUGUUUGAAUUUCUAUCUAUCGAUGUUCUUUAUGAAAUAUGUGCUUAUUUGUCACCUGUUGAUAUUCUUCGAUCAUUGGCAUCAUUGAAUAAACGUUUCUCAACGAUUUUUAUGUAUCAAUUUUUGUGGCAUAUUCAUAUUGAUGGUGAUAGAAUGUCGUUAUUGAUGUUCAAUGAUUUUUGUGAAAAUAUUUUAAAAGUAGUAAGACAUAGAGUUGUUUCACUACGUAUUACAUUCAAGUAUGUUGUUGGUGGAUGGUCACUCGUUUCAUCAGCUUUGAAAUAUCAUCAAACAAUGCUACUUCGACAUGUACAACUGAUUGAUAUUCAACCAUAUGAAUUUGAUAAAUUUUUAUGUAAUCAUUUAACAAAACAAUUGCAUACUUUAAUCGUUGAUGUAACAGAACAUAAUCCAUUCAAUUAUCAAGCUAUGGAAGGAGCAUAUCUGGCUAAGUCUAUGGAUCCAACUGGUUUGUUUCCACGAGCUAAUGAACUGCUCAUUGAAGGUUUGAAUGGCGGAAGUUCUCAUCAUGAACUCAGUAAAUCUAGAAAGCCUACGUCAUCAUUUGUUCCAUGGUCAUUGCUAACAAAAAUUGUCAUUGAUGGUAGCUAUUUUAUUAGUGCAGCUGAAUUAGAAGCAAUAUUAAGAAUGUCUUAUAAUGUACAUACGCUACAAAUAAAAGAAGAUAACGGUAGUUUAUGCCGCGCUAUAUUAUUUGACACAGCCAAUCUGGCAACUCGUAUCAAUCAACAGAUAAAAUCAUUUGAUAUGGAUGCUGAGAGCAUAACAUUACGCAAUGGUGAAUACUUCUGCAAACGUAUCUUCAAUCGACUGCCUGACUUGAAACACUUUUCAUUUUCUCUUCAUAAAUCACAUGAUGAAUUCGGUUGGCAUUCGUCAAAUACUCGUCAUGGUCAAAUAGCAUGUACAGAACGUAUUGUUAAUCAUAUUUGUUAUCUUCUCGAUCAUUUUCAACAACUUGUUUCACUUGAUAUGUCUUUUGUUGGUUGGACUUUCACUGCAACACCAUGCUUUUCAUAUCUUAUUCGACGACAACUGCAUAAAUUGCUGCUUAACCGACCUUAUCGAGUACGAUGUUCUGAAAAGAUUCAAAUCUGGCUUUAA
Messenger RNA from Rotaria sp. Silwood1, 1134 nucleotides. Lineage: Eukaryota; Metazoa; Rotifera; Eurotatoria; Philodinida; Philodinidae. The record is from the annotation of a GenBank genome assembly.